This is a messenger RNA of Protopolystoma xenopodis, 963 nucleotides long. NCBI's taxonomy places the organism in Eukaryota, Metazoa, Platyhelminthes, Monogenea, Polystomatidea, Polystomatidae. The record is from the annotation of a GenBank genome assembly.
AUGGUGCUCACUCGGCAGCGAGUCGAAUUUACUAAGACCCGCAAAUAUCUCAAAGACUGCUGGAAAGCCGAAGUAAAGCGAAUGAUCGAUGCUGAAAACAGCCUGAUGAAAAUCAAGUCGGCAUACAUUCAGCGUUGCCAAACAGGAAUCAAACUGCGUGAAGAGUUAGCCUUAGCCCAAUCAUUGCUUAAUGAAACAUUGGCCACGGCUGCUGCUGCCUGUCAGGCAGGAUUCGGACCUGGAGGAAUUACUGCAAGUGGCGUAAUGAUCUCUCCUGUUGGGCCAAGUGCCUUCGGGGGGUCGAUGACUGCUGCGCAACCGGGUUCACCAGCUGGGCCUGCAUCAUUCUCAUCUGGUUCUGCUUCGGGUGUAUCCGGACAAUUUCAAGUUAAUCCUGGAAUGUCUCCUGCAUCGUCCGGUUCCAGUGGCUACGCUUCAGUGGGUGCCACCGGAAGUGGAGUAGCAGUGACUGGUGUCAAUGCUGCUACUACAAGUUCUGGAACAGGAAUCAGCAGCUCAUCUUCGGGCUCUGUAUUAAUUACUUCUAGUUCAGGCUAUCCAUAUCUGACCGGCAGCGGCCCGCUAUUGGUCUGUUCAGGCUCCGGAACUGGGGCUCAAUCAAGCUAUUCGGUUACUCAAGCCCCAAAUUCAGCAAUCGGCGGGACAAUGUAUAACAUGGGUGGGGCUGUUAGUACAAAUCUCCAGGCCUCAGUCGCCCCUAUUAUUGGUGGAUCUCUUGGAGAUGAAACAUCAAGUUCGGUGACCACCCUAGGAGGCUCAUUUGGCUCUGUGGCGACGGCCCCUAUCGAUCCAGCCAGCUCAGGUCAUGCACUCAAACAGCGCGUCAAGGAAAUAGAAUUAAUGUACGGAUAUAGAGAGGCUGUGGAAAUCGCUAAUCACCGGCUGGUCGAGCUGGAGAAAAGAAAGGUCAGUUCGGUAGAAUCAUCUCUCAAAUUCAUUUGA